Dendroctonus ponderosae (mountain pine beetle) is the source of this 6338-nucleotide messenger RNA. Its product is annotated as dedicator of cytokinesis protein 2. The record is from RefSeq and is a predicted model, not a curated record. Gene Ontology annotation, biological process: cell migration; small GTPase-mediated signal transduction. The transcript has 24 exons. NCBI's taxonomy places the organism in Eukaryota, Metazoa, Arthropoda, Insecta, Coleoptera, Curculionidae. The coding region runs from base 133 to 5946 and encodes 1937 amino acids. Gene Ontology annotation, molecular function: guanyl-nucleotide exchange factor activity; small GTPase binding. Gene Ontology annotation, cellular component: cytoplasm; plasma membrane.
UAUCUAUACUUGUCUUUAUCUAUGUUAGACAUGGCCGAUGGUUGUAUACAGCUUGAAUGGAAUUUAAAGUGAAAAAUGGUUUGUUUUAAGUUGUUGGCAGUUUUCCUGGGACUUUGACGAUAGCCGGAUAAAAUGACCGGUUGGAGUGGCGUUGAGGAGACUCACAGCUUCGGAAUAGCUAUUUACAACUACAACGAACCAGAGGCUUUCAAAUUGAAGCUAACCGUUGGAGAUGCGGUGCGAAUAUUAGAGGAAGAAAAUGAUUGGUACUACGGCUACGUGAUCAGCAAGCGUCAUGUACUCGGAUUAUUUCCCAAAAGCUACGUGCAUCGCAAACCCUGCGAAAAAUUCGACUGUGGUCUUCCCGUCUUCAAAGACCCGGCAAUCUGCCAUGAAAUCACGUCGGUUCUUCGGGAAUGGGGCGGCCACUGGAAAAACUUGUAUGUUACGCACGAUGAUCGCUUCGAGGAUAUCAAGAACCAGAUCUAUGAACUGAUUGGAUUGCGAAGCAAAAUCGUCAGUGGCACUUUGCCCAUCGAUGAAAUCAAGCGAGUCACCAAGCAGGCUGCUGAAGAAAUCGACUUGGGCAAUCGCAGGCUCAAUCUGGAUCUGGUAGUCCGGGAUAAAAGUGGUCAUCUGAUUAAUCCAGAUGUUACGAGCACCAUCCAGUUGUUUAACUGCCACAAAGCUGCCACUGAGCGGAUGAAUAACAGAACCAAGACUGACGAAAAAAAUGAGCAGCCGAAAUCGGCCAUCCAACAAUACUCCAACAUUUUCCUGGUGGCUGUGAAGAAUUUCACCGGGAAGAUAAGUGAAGAUGCUCAGCUACUGAUGUGCCUUUACGACGCCAAAGAGUUUAAGCCAAUCACUGAGAGCUAUGUGGUGCACUGGACGAAAGAGGGCCUGAUGAGUGAUAUUGAUGAGAUGUACAACCUUAGAGUGAUGUUUACAGAUUUGGGCAAAAAGGACUUGGCAAGAGAGAAAAUCUACCUAGUAUGUUACGUGGUGCGCAUCGGCUUGAUGGACGUGAAAGAAGUGGAUCAUCGUCGGAGUUCUCUGAGCGUAACCAAUAGAAAAACUUCCUAUGAAAGCAUGCGAAGGCCCUGCGGAGUGGCCGCCAUGGAUGUAACCAGUUGCAUGCACUCAAAGGUGGACACCGAUCUCGAAAAGGAAUUUGCAGUUCCUUUUGUAAGCUGUGAGAAGGACAAUCUGGACCAAACCCUAAGGAAGAUAAUCACCAAAGAGCGGAUUGAGCACAAGAAUCCCGCUCUGUUUGUCAGCAUGAAGCUACUCAGAGGAGAUCUAAAGCAGGUCAGAGAAGAGAACCCGCAUUUGGUGCUCGGCAAUGUGUCGCGGGCCCGAAAGAUGGGAUUUCCCGAAGUGAUUCUCCCGGGUGAUGUGAGAAACGAUCUCUAUUUGACCAUUGUGAAUGGCGAAUUUUCGAAAGGCAAUAAAACCAGCGAGAAAAACGUCGAAGUGGUGGUGAAAGUUUGCAAUGAAAAAGGCCAAACUAUUCCUGGCGUUAUAAGCUUGGGCGGUGGAGUUAAGCGUCAAAUAGAAGAGACCAGCGAGUAUCGUUCAGUGAUUUACUACCAUGAGGACAAACCCCAGUGGCAUGAAACCUUCAAAAUCGCCCUGCGAAUCGAAGAGUUCAAAUCGAGCCAUUUGAAGUUCACCUUCAAGCAUCGCUCUUCCAACGAGGCGAAAGACAAAAGCGAGAAGCCGUUUGCUAUGAGUUACGUGAAGCUUAUGCAAGAAAAUGGAGUUACUCUCUCCGAUGCUGUGCACAACCUAAUCGUCUACAAGAUUGACUCUAAGAAGUACGACGAGAGCAGCUUGGAUUAUUUUAAGUUGCCGUGUUUCGUCAGUGAAAGAUUAGACAACUCGAAACCGCAAGUACCAGGGUUAGUCGCUAGCACCAAGGACUGCUUCAAUAUCUCUUCUAAUAUCUGCUCCACCAAACUGACUCAGAACGUUAAUCUCUUGGGCCUGUUGAACUGGGCCACUCACAAACACACUAUAUCAGAAUCGCUGCAGAACUUCAUGCAUGUGGUGGGCGAGGAAAUCGUCAAGUUUCUGCAAGAUAUUUUGGACGCUCUGUUUAACAUCCUGAUGGACGAGCCGGACAACGAUAAAUACGACAUCAUGGUAUUCGAGUGCUUGUUGCAUAUUAUAAGCCUGGUGACCAACGACUGGAAGUAUCUUCACUUUGAGCCAGUCCUCGAUAUGUACAUUAAAGAGAGCUUUAGUGCCACUUUGGCCUACAAAAAACUGAUCUCCAUCCUUAAGUCAGUGAUCGGCAAGGCCAGCUACAGUACAAUUGCCACCAACGAUAAUUUAAUAUUCAAAACAAUGAAAGCGUUGCAGUACAUCAUGAGGUUUGUGUCCCGGUCGCGCAUUCUCUUCUUGGAGGUCUAUCCAGAAAUUAACCCAGAAGAUGAGUUCGAUGAGAGCGUGCGGGAACUGUUGCGCGAUAUCAUCUACAUGAUGUCCUCCGAUAACGAUAAAGUUUUGCGUGAACAAGGCGCUUGCUUGAAGUAUUUUCCCAAUACCAUUCCGGAUUUUUUGCUGAUUUUUGACAAGUGCGAAUUAAGCAUCAUUCUCUGCGAUCUACUGAUGAGCAUUCCCCCAGGGAGGUUGACGAAACAGAAGAUGAUGACUAUCAACGAUAUCGUUCACAGCAAACUCUGCCUGUACCCGGACUGCAGGCAGAUAAUGUUCCCAUUGAUUACCAACCAAGUGAAAGCUUUGCUCGAGGCCAAGGACGAGGGUGUUGUGAUGCGGCAAGAUGGGCGCAGACAAAACAGAUCAGUGGCCAAGGUGGCUCAGCUGCUCGGCACGACCCGGCAUUGCGUCAAUCAGCACGUCGGAUACUCAGAAGAGGUGGAAUUGUGCAUCAAAAUCCUGAGCGAUAUACUAGAGCUGCUUUUCCGGAAGAAUAUUGGACCCACGUUCAACGACAUCACUGAAGUGAUCCAGACGGAUUUGCGCACCAUCAUCCAGAGCCACAUCAAGAUGGAAAGAGAAAAUCCCCACUGUAGCCAUUUAGCCACGGUAAUGUUGGACGUGUUCCGGCAAAUGACCACUGAACACUACGAGAACUACAUCGAAAGAUUCACCACCGACUACGAUAAACUGGACUUCCUCAUGGAAAUUCUGGUGGUUUUCAAGGAUCUGGUGAGCAGCAGUUUGGUCUACCCGAAAGACUGGUGCGACAUGAUCAUGCUACAGAAUAGCAUAAUUCUGAAAUCCUUAAGGUUUUUUUCUCACACGAUUCGCGACAGGUUCUUCAAGAAGUUCGAGCAUGAUGCGUGGAACAACUUCUUCUACUGCGCCAUUGCGUUUAUGACGCAGGAGGCGCUCCAAUUGGAGAACUUUUCCUUCAACAAGCGGAUGCGCAUUGUCAAUCAAUACAAGGACAUGCGUAGGGAAAUGGGCUUUGAAAUUAGGUCCAUGUGGUUCAAUUUGGGCCAGUACAAGGUCCAGUUUGUGCCAUCGCUAGUGGGACUAAUUCUCGAAAUGACCCUGAUCCCCGAAGUGGAGCUACGCACUCACACGAUCCCCAUCUUCUUCGACAUGAUGCAAUGCGAGUUCUACUCGUCAAAGUUGGAGCUGGAGAGUUUCGGGGACACAAAGCGCGACUCCUCCCACAUCAAAGCCAACUUUGGCGAGUUUGAAAACGAAAUGAUCGUGAAAUUGGACGCCCUGUUCGAGGGCGGCCGGGGCGACUGCGAGUACAAAGAGUUGUUCUACAAUAUUAUGAAGGAAUUGUGCGAGAAACAUACCACGAUGCGGGACGAGGGAAUCAAGUUUGUGGAAGUCGUGGCCAGGCUGAUGGAGAGUUUGUUGGAGUAUCGGUACAUCAUCUCAAACGACAACAAGGAGAGCACCAUGAGUUGUACCGUCAAUCUGUUGGACUUCUACUCGGAGAUUAACAAGAAGGAGAUGUACAUUCGGUACUUGAACAAGCUGUUUGAUUUGCACAUUGACUGUGACAACUACACAGAGGCUGCAUUCACUUUGGAACUGCACACGAAGCUUUUGCAGUGGUCCGACGAAUCUCUAUCGCCGCUGCUGAAAGGCGACAAGUAUAUGAACAACGCGAAAAGCCAUCGAAAAUUAAAGGAAGUGCUUUACUAUACAAUCAUCGAUAACUACAGUAAAGGAAAGAUGUGGGAAUACGCCAUUGACAAGUGCAAGGAACUCGCACAGCAGUACGAGAAGGAAACUUUCGACUACGAGCGCUUGAGCGAGUUACACCAGAGGCUGGCCGAGUUCUACGACAGCAUCAUGAGGCACACUCGACUAGAACCCGAAUAUUUCCGUGUGGGAUAUUACGGAAAAGGAUUUCCGCGCUUUUUGCAGAACAAAGUGUUUGUUUACAGAGGCAAAGAGUACGAGCGCUUGGCGGAUUUUAACGCCCGCAUCAUGAACGAGUUUCCCAAAGCGGAGCUUUUGAACAAACUCACACCACCAGGCGAUGAAAUACGAAAUUCGGAUGGACAAUUCAUUCAAAUCAACAAAGUGGACCCAGUUAUGGAGGAAAAGCGACAACGGUUCUCCGGAAAGCCGGUUUGCGAUCAAAUUGUGCGAUUUUACAAGGUGAAUAAUAUCAAAAAGUUCACAUUUUCGCGCCCGAUCAAAAGGAAAGACCCCUACAUCGCUACUGAUAAUGAGUUUGCGCACAUGUGGCUGGAACAGACCGAGCUGGUAACCACUUACCCUCUACCGGGAAUUUUGCGAUGGUUCCCGGUGGAGAAAACCACCCUGAAGGAGAUCUCGCCGUUGCAUAACGCUAUCGAAACGUUGGACAAGUCCAAUAAGAUGCUGAUGAACUUUAUCACUGUUUACAACAAGGACAAGAACAUGCAAAUCAAUCCUUUGAGUCUCACGCUCAAUGGAAUUCUGGACGCUGCAGUUAUGGGCGGCAUCAAAAAUUAUGAAGAAGUAUUCUUCACCGCCGAAUAUCUGAAACACCACGCUGAAGAUGAUGUGUUGGUGAAUCGACUGAAAGAUUUGAUUGCCGAUCAAAUUCCGCUGUUGGAUUUGUGCGUACAGAUUCACAAGCAGAAAGCGCCCGACAAUUUGCAACCUUUGCAGAAGAGGAUGGAAGACUGUUUCGCUUUUAUGAAAGCCGAGGUGGAGAAAAAGUACGGCAGAAGAGACUGUGAUAUUAAAUUGGAAACAGAAGUACAAAUGCGAAGACACUACAGUAUUACCAGCGACACCAGGCUCUCCGAUGUAACCAUCACUCCCGAUCGAGUGUCGCAGCAGAGCAACACGAGAAGCCUGCUCGGCUCACCCUCUAAAAGCCUCUCGGCGACGCCGUCUCUCAGUUAUAAAAAGUCCACGAAAAUGUCGAAGAGAAGACGUAGCAAGACGGAAACUGUUAGCAUGUCAUCGCCCAGCUCGGGAGCCGCUCAGUGGUACACAAUGGAGGAGAGUUUUUCUACAUCGGCAGCAUCGACUCCUACCGGAAAUGGACCUGCAACUCCACCCAUUGAGCUUACACAAGAGGUUUAUCGCUUGCAGCUGCAUCCUAAGAGGCCCUUGAGAUCGGAAGUGGAGAAGGAAAAGCGCCUGAGCAGACCAUCGAGCGGACAGUUUUCCAGACCGGCCAGUAUUUCUUUGCAGGUUCGGGGGACCAGCAGUUCGGGGACGAGCAGUAAUAGAGAUUCUAUUGGUACUACUGACUCUAAUAUUAGUGAAGAGGAUCUUUUGCCGCCACCACUGCCGGCCAAGCACAAAGACAGCAUGCCUGACUUUAGCAGUCUGACCAUCAACGAGAAUUUGAGCUUCUUGCAUGCGCGCAACUCAGUUACGAGGUAUUCCUGCCAAGUGCGGGAAACCAGCCUGCACAGGGGAGAAGUUGAGCAGGCUGACAUACCGCCUAGUCCGCCCCCGAAGCCGCCCAAAACUAAACCACACGGCGUCGCCCUGUCCUGACCAGUACAAACGUAGCCAAAGCAUUUUAAUCUAACUAGCUCCGCUUGCAUGGAUUUUUCACACCAAAUAGUGCAAUUCUUAGAAAGAUCCGUUUACUUUUUUAGGUGCAUUUUUCCACCAUGGUUCUUGUCAUCAUUAAGCUUGCAUUUAUUUAUUUUCUCUCGUGGGUCCAUCUCAUUUGCUAGGUUUUUCACUAUACUAAUGAAAAAUUGAUUGUUUUAUUGAAUUUUCUGAUUCAGCAACACCCUAUAUUAGUUGUACAUUUCGUUACCACAAGUGCCAUUUCGUCGAGUGUUCAUCGACAGUGUGUAGUAUUUGUGUAAAUUACAUGUAACCAAAGAAGUAGCUUGUAUCUUUAUAUACUGUUGAUGACAUUACAUUUUUAUAUUUUC